UAAUUUGAUUCAGAAAGCAUACAGCAAGCCUUCUAGGUGUCAAAAUUUAAUAUGCCACAUAGCACGCUGCAGCAACCGACACUCAGGCAUGUGAAACCCUCUAUCAAAUCUGUGUCUUUAAGGAACAUACUUCUAUGCUUUUGUCUCCACCUCCCUGGUUAUCACAACAAUCACUUGAGUAGGCAAUAAGACCAGGUCUUGUCUCAAGUGAUUUGGUAAGUAGUUGACAACCAAUGCUUCAUUAAGCUCUUGGGGUAUAUAAGCCCCAAGGGUUUUGACAACUCCUAUCCAGCAGCCCAGGAGUCACUGGAAGAUGUUCUGGACAGCAAAGAUACUUGCUUUUGCUCUGAGCACUUUCCUAAGAAUGGCAACAGGCUUUGACAUUGGAUUAUCCACCAAAUGUGUAGCGAUACCUAAGGAGAUGGAUAUGUGCCACAAGAUUGGCUACUCUGAAAUGAGGCUUCCCAACCUGAUGGGGCACACGAGCAUGGCAGAGGUUAUUCUGAAGUCCACCACCUGGCAGUACCUGGUGCACACUGACUGUCACCCUCACGUGAGGACGUUCCUGUGCUCUCUGUUUGCACCCAUCUGUUUAGAUACGUUUAUCCAUCCUUGCAGGAGUAUGUGCAUUGCUGUUCGUGACAGCUGUGCACCCGUGCUGGCCUGCCACGGGCACUCUUGGCCUGACAGUCUGGACUGUGAUCGAUUCCCUGCAGACGAGGACAUGUGUCUGGCAUCUCUUGCAAAGGAAUAUAACUACCUGCACAAAGUGCUGCCAAAGCCUGUGUGCCAGACCUGCCCAGCAGUGGAAGAAUUCUUUACACACAAAAGAAUACUUGAAGUUUUCUGUGACAAUAACUUUGCAGUGAAAGUAAAGCUGUCCAAAAAGAGAACAGUACUUGGUGAUCAAGAGUAUAACACUGAAUGUCAAGUGGAAUUCAUUAUCCAGGGCUCAAUUCUGCCUUAUGAAACACAGAAUAUGAUACAACAGUGGCUGCUUAUCAAUGAAAACUGCACAGAAAGGAUGACUCAGACCCAUCGUCCUAUGGUGUAUCUUCUUGUGGGGAAUAUUGAAGCGGGUGUCGUUUUAGUAAAUCAGGUUUAUCAUUGGCAGAGGAGGGACUCCCAGCUGACUUUGGCCACUCAGAAGUGGAGAUACCAUAAAUGCUUAUAAAUAUUUAUCUUAUUAUCUGUAAAAAAGAUAAUUACACUUCUCAUGCCAAACCUAUCUUGUAAAUAGAAAUGUACUAUAAGUGGAAUGUAAAGUCUUCUUUUCCUUUUAAAAUGUAUUAUAAGUUGAACUCAGACUCCAUGUAAGCAGGCCUAUUUUCUCUGGUGUUCCAGCUGUUCGCAUCAAGUUUGAAAUUGGUCAACCACAUAAAAAUGUUUCUUUGAUAUAUUUCAAAAAUGUUUUCAAAUAUGUAUGAAACCUGACAUAAAACAGUUUUAAUUCAGAUCAUAGCCAAGUACAUUUAAUGUAGUUUCCCGUACUGUCCAUCCUGCCAUUUUCUCGGAGUUACCUACAUUUUUCCUUAAUGUUUACUUAAUCCACUUGAUUUUCUCCCAUUAGAGUAUCGUAAAAGAAGGUGGCCCUCUGCUGGUCACUUUUGCAGGAAUCGAAAUAAAGAGGAAUAAAUAACUGUGUAAAGACUCAGUGGUUAGCCCUUAACCAUAGGAAGAUUUGGUUAUUUCUUGUCAUUUUACAAUGACAGUGUUGACAUUGUCUUGGUAACAUGAGAGCAUAGGCUAAAUGUGUUUUUGAAUCUUCUUCUUCUUGAGUGACCAUCCUGAACUUACAUGGUUCAACUGGAAUCUCAUCAGCCUCCUCUAAUGAAUUGUCCAUUUUCAUUUUCUUAGUUGAA
This is a messenger RNA of Dromaius novaehollandiae (emu), 1862 nucleotides long. Its product is annotated as secreted frizzled-related protein 2-like. The transcript is spliced from 4 exons. Gene Ontology annotation, molecular function: Wnt-protein binding. The record is from RefSeq and is a predicted model, not a curated record. NCBI's taxonomy places the organism in Eukaryota, Metazoa, Chordata, Aves, Casuariiformes, Dromaiidae. Gene Ontology annotation, biological process: canonical Wnt signaling pathway; non-canonical Wnt signaling pathway. The coding region runs from base 314 to 1174 and encodes 286 amino acids.